This is a messenger RNA of Capsicum annuum, 956 nucleotides long. RefSeq lists its product as uncharacterized. The record is from RefSeq and is a predicted model, not a curated record. Bases 225 to 665 code for a protein of 146 amino acids. The transcript has 2 exons. NCBI's taxonomy places the organism in Eukaryota, Viridiplantae, Streptophyta, Magnoliopsida, Solanales, Solanaceae.
AUAAAAUAAUUAAUUUAACCAAUAAUAAUUGAUCCUUCCUCCUCAUUACUUUAUUUCACCUAGAAGAUUAAUAAAUUCAAAAUAUUCCAAAAGUUUUUACACUAUUUAUAUCUAUGGUCUUCAUUGAUUGAUCUCUCUUACUUAUAACUCGAAAAAACUCCAAGAAAGUCCCACCAAUAUUUCUUCUAAGUUUUUCUUCAUCUUUUUUUAUUGAACUUUACAUCAUGUCUUCUUUGUUGACUUCUCAAGGUGUUGUAUUUGCAACAGCCAUGGCUGUUUCUGCAGGCACUAUGAUCCUUUUAGCUGCUUUUCGUCUUCAAAAAUCUCAUGAAUUCUCCUUCAACACCAUUUCCCAUAUCCCUCCUCGAUCUUGUAUCUCUAUGGAUGGAAAGAAGAAGGAGAAAAAGAAGAAGAGGGUGAAAUUUGCAGAAGAUGUCGUGGAGCCAAGUGGGAAUAGUGAAGAAUACAGAAAGCUCCAUUAUUUAAACAAUAACAAUAAUUUCCGUCAUGGAAACGAAGAUAAAGUCUUUUCUUCUUUGUCGAAGACAAAUUCAAACGAGUUAAAGAAGAGUGGGAAAGAGCAAGAAAUGCCAGCCAAUAGGGUGGCCCUGUACAAUGCUAUGCUCAAGGGUCGGGUCAUCAACCGGGUCACCUAUUCCUAUUGAUCCAUUUGGGUUUCUAAUUAUUACCAAAAUGUCCUUUUUCUAACCUCUAAUUUAUGUAAAAAGAAAAUUUAGUCAUACUUCUUUUAGCCAUCUGAUGUUUGAAAAUCUGUAUCGUAUGUGAUUCAUUUAAGAGGUUAGUAGUUUCAGAUUCGAGCUUGACAUCUUCAAUUGUAGUGUUUGAAUCCCGGUGAAAGAUAAAUUGAAUUUAGUUUUUGAGGUGGUGGUCCUGGUCCAUGUAAUCACAUGGGAGAGUAGUUUUAAUUAGAAUUUUUUUAAAAAAGAAUUUGGGUA